Molecule: messenger RNA, 1035 nt
Organism: Recurvomyces mirabilis
Lineage: Eukaryota; Fungi; Ascomycota; Dothideomycetes; Mycosphaerellales; Teratosphaeriaceae
Exons: 3
Coding region: 1-1035 (344 amino acids)
Source: RefSeq, a predicted model, not a curated record
AUGAAGCACGAGCACGGUAUCGAGGUGUAUGUCAAGGGCUUAGGGGAGCAACACGAGCGCAUUCGAUACACCGAGGAGAUCAAUCGCCGGCCAGGUUUCGAAGGCGCUGCGUUCCAUUCCUGUCUCAUCUCGCGGAAUGGUCUGAACAAGAUCAUUGUUGUUACUCUCUUUGGCAAGGGGCAAUACAUGAGCUCGGAGGAGGAUAUCGAACCUACGUUGAUGUCGAUCGCUCAUGGUAUGGACUGCCAGCAGAAGUUGAGCAUGAUCCGCAGCAUCAAGAACUUUGGCACAUUAGAGCAACACGAUGUACAAAUGUAUAUCACGCCUGUAAACACGGGUCAACUCGCCAACAUCCACCGAGGGCGCAGCAAGGAAGAUCAUGCACGGGCUAGUACCUUGACUAUCGUUCUUGGACGCGGCACACUGGACACCGAUUCUAAAUUCACACCAUUGAGUGGCUACCACGGAGAUGUCUACACCUUCGAGUUUAUAUGCCUAGUGACAUCGAAACCGAUGUAUGAUAAGGGUAUCGAGGCGCAGUACUACGACAAGGACGAUCCAUAUGCCGAGGAGUUCACCAAGGCUCGCAAAGAUUUUGAAUUACGGCAAAUCCACAGAGCGGGGCUGGAGGAGGAGGAAAAGCGGAAGGUAGGAGAAGCACGUAGAGCAGAGGACGAGCGUUCGGAUCGGGAAGAUGGCGGAGUCUUCCUAGGUGAUUUCUCCUUGCCAGGCGGGAAUGCUUCACGGCCGAUCGAUACCACGGCAGUAUCAACGGUCGUAGUGGCAUAUGGACAUCCGCGACAGUCUCGCAAGCGCUCUCGCGAGGAGGAAGAGGAGCUUGAGCAUCUCCGAGCCAGUGAUCUCGCCGAUGGUGUCCCUGGGAAUGGCCAAGUAAGUGCCACCAACAAGGCAGAUCUCGACGUUGAGUUGGCGACCGGAGCUUGCAACAGCUCGCUCGUUCCCGCUUUGGUCAGCUGGCGUACACGUUUCCUUCACCAUACCGCCUGGUGUGGUAGUAUUGAUGCUUCUCUUUGA